Messenger RNA from Amphibalanus amphitrite, 1586 nucleotides. Its product is annotated as mediator of RNA polymerase II transcription subunit 22-like. The record is from RefSeq and is a predicted model, not a curated record. NCBI's taxonomy places the organism in Eukaryota, Metazoa, Arthropoda, Thecostraca, Balanomorpha, Balanidae. Gene Ontology annotation, cellular component: mediator complex. Bases 292 to 720 code for a protein of 142 amino acids. The transcript has 4 exons. Gene Ontology annotation, molecular function: transcription coregulator activity. Gene Ontology annotation, biological process: regulation of transcription by RNA polymerase II.
AGCGGUUCUUUCCAUGAUUGUUAUACAUUACAUUGCAAUGCUAGUUCCACAGCAUGACGUCACCAUUGUUCUCAUGCUUAGUUCCAAAACGUACAUAUGUAAAUUGUAAUUUAUCGGGAAUAAUUCACAUGUUAAUAUAAGGCAACAUUCAAGUUUCCCAGGUUCAGUUUUUGCCCGUUUUGCUGGCUAAAACGCGUGCUUGGUUGAAAAACGUACCUACUUGGUUGGAGCCAAACACCUUUUGAAAAAAACUAGCAACUUGAAUAAUUGUGCCAACAAAAAUAAUUGAAAAUGGCAUCAGCGCAGCAAAGAGCUCUGCCACAGAGUAAAGAAGCACUACUGAAGUCCUACAACAAGAGGCUUAAAGAUGAUGUGAAGUCAAUGCUAGACAACUUUGUUGAGAUUAUCAAACUGGGAAAAGUGGAAGACGAGACUCAGGUUUCCCGAAUGACGCAGUCGGGCCAAGACAUGUUUGAAAUGCACGUCCGAGCGGCCAACAUUGUUCGAGCUGCCGAGUCGCUCACCAAGCUCAUAUCGGACAUCAAACAGUACCUGAUUCUCAACGACUUCCCAUCACUGAACGACGCCAUCACGGAGCACUCGCGGCAGUCGCUGGGCGCGCAGCAGGAGAUCGACAAGAAGCUGACCGAGCUCAAGGAUGACAUGGCGCGCGAUCUGUACGAGCUCGAGGACGAGUACUACUCGGGACUGUGCAAGUGAUGUUCGCUCGGUAGGUACAUACCGCGGCGGACGGGUGGGUCACGGGUGGCGCUGACCGGCUCCGCCAGGCGCGGCAGGUGCUGCUCGGAAGGUGGCGCUGUCUACGCUUGGCGAGAAAGGUGGGAUCAUCGGUCAGUGCGAAACCGGGGGACAAGUCUGCUGUGUUGUGCUGACCAUUUGUACACAUAAGAAUUCGUAUUGUCGUCACCAGUAUCACCAUCAUCAUCAUCGUACUGUGAGCGUAGGUUUUCAACAGACUGCUGUACUUGAAAGCAGGCCCGAGAGCGAGAGCUGUGCACCGUUCGCAGCGUCCUCAGAUCAGCAAUUCCCGACCACUGCGUCCUCAGAUCAGCAAUCCCCGACUACUGCGUCCUCAGAUCAGCAAUUCUCGACCACCGAGUGACUACUGCCUCCGUGACACCCGACGUCAUUCGGCCUCAGUGUCAGUUCGUGUCGCUGGACGAUCGGGCCCUGUGUUCCCCGAUAGCGACGCUGUCUGGCACGUCGCUCAGUUAUUGUCUCCUCGGUCCCUCCCCAUAAGCCCUUAGCCACACCCGGUAGAUGCACAGGUGAAUGGAACAGACAACGCCUGUUCCGCGGCAACUUAUGUGUUGCCCGAUGCACAUGCGUGGGACAAUAGGACCGGACGAGGAGGGCUUAUGAACUGUGUUCAUCACGGACGUAUGUUGUGAAUUGUGAUGAUGCAAAUGCAUUUUGUAUUCAUUAUUAUUUGGACUGUCAGAACAGCAGCGAUAAAGACAUUCAUUCGCAAAAUAACACUGCUUUGCAGACUCAUCAACGCAUAGCAUUGUAAAGCAUCUAUAUUUAUCAUGAUCAUCUGAAAUACAUCAUAAAAUCGUGUAAAA